GUAGGAGAGCGCCGGCCGUGACGGCGCCACGUCCCUUGCAGCGGCUGCAGAAAAAUCAGUUGGGCCUUCGGCCGGCGCCCAGCCACCAUGGCUUUUACCCUGUACUCGCUGCUGCAGGCAGCCCUGCUCUGCGUCAAUGCCAUCGCCGUGCUACACGAGGAGCGCUUCCUCAAGAACAUUGGUUGGGGAACAGACCAGGGAAUUGGCGGAUUCGGCGAGGAGCCAGGAAUUAAAUCUCAGCUAAUGAACCUUAUCCGAUCUGUAAGAACUGUGAUGAGAGUGCCAUUGAUAAUAGUAAACUCAAUCGUAAUUGUAUUACUUUUACUAUUUGGGUAAAGAUCAUUGUGGAAAUGGAGACUCAGAAGAAGAGAUGCCAGCAGAAGUUAUUACUUCGAUCUUUAUUGGAAUAUGUGUAUCCUAGCUGGCUGUCGUUGGACUUAACCAAAAUAUAAACCUGACAAUAAAACCAGAGUCCCUAUUUAUCUGAUUUUUUAAAAUGUUGAACUUACAGUUUCAUUACAAAAAGAUCAGAUCAUCAGAGGCAGUAACUAUCCAGGAUUGGAAUACAUUUGAUUGCUGACUGUUAAUAAAAGUACAUGGUAUGGUAAAGAUUGUUCAAAGGGUACAGGACUGUCACUUCUGUGUUUUUAGAGCUUUUUCUCUCACGUCUCAGGGAUGAAUUUUUUUUCAAAGUUUUGAAAUUCCUUGUAACUUAGCUAUGAUCUGAGUGAUUAUCCUCCUAGAUAAAAUUUAAAGGGUUUUUAAAAAGUAACUACAUAUAAAAUGAGAAGUAGGUAAUUUGGAUAAUUUUAUUUUGAAUUCUUUGGAUACAUAUUUUGUCUAUAUAUUGUCUUGGCUAUGAAAAAUUCAAAUUUACAGUAACUGUGGAGGAGCAAUACUCCCUGAUUUCAGGGAGAAUUCUAAAUUUGUAAGUCAGAUAAUCACAUGAUGAUUAUGUUUUUGUUUUAAGUUGUUUUCAUGCAUUUGUUAUUUUACUAAUUGGCCUGAAUGAUGAGACUAGAUCAGUAUCUACAUAUUUUCAUUAGUAGAAACAUAUGUGUAGAUAAGCCCUUUUUACAAUGAUGACUUAUUUUUAAAAAUCAGCAUAAAUAUUGGCCUGCAAGAUCAAUCCUAAACAAUCACAAUUAAACUGUGCUACAUAAGACAACUUUAUUGUGAAGCAUUUACCUCUCCCAAAAUUACCACGUUUCAGUUUCUUGGAGUAACACGUUAAGGGGUGUGAUUUUGAAUUCCUCCUUCUGUCUGUCAAUAGGGCAUUCAUGCUGGAUAAGUUGAUUUUUGUUUUGUUUUUAUGUCUUAGACCAUCCCAUAUUUGCUUAUCCCAUAAUGCAGUUCUUUUGCAGAAAGAUUAAAACUGUAAAUGUUUUUUUCUGGCAAUUAUCAGUUAUAUUGUAAAGGGGGGGUGGAAUGGCAUCUUUGUUUAUAGGAGAACAUUUGUAAAUAAAAUUAAUUUUCCAAGUCAAUCACUUGUUUUUGUACCUUAGUAUAUACCUGUCAGUGUUAAUGAAAUUCUCAUUUUGUGUGUAAUACUUCUUAUAUAUGUUCUUUGCUAUAAAAUCACUGAGCACAGAUUUAAUGAAAGUAAACAUUCACAAUCCAUUUUUUCUUCAAUGAAUUGAAUUGCUGACAUCAAGAAAACUCAUAAGCAACUUUUAUUCUAUGACUUAAGUUACUUCUAAAACUUUGGAGCAGGUAUUGAAUGCCUGUUGGCCAUCCCAGAGUUAGAGAUGGAUUAUCUCUGGGCUGCGACUUGCAACUUGAAUCAAAGAAAUGGAUCAGGGAUUCGUAGUUACCCUGUUUCCCCCAAAAUAAGACCUAGCCGGACAAUCAGCUCUAAUGCGUCUUUUGGAGCAAAAAUUAAUAUAAGACCCGGUCUUAUAGUAAAAUAAUUUAAAGAAUAUUAAUAAGUAAAAUAAAUUUUAAAAAAUACUAAGUUUUGCUCCAAAAGACUCAUUAGAGCUAGUUGUCCGGCUAGGUCUUAUUUUCAGGGAAACACGGUAAUUACUUGGCUCAUGUGGGUAAUAUAUUUGGCACUUAGAGGCAGUGCUCUUAACAAAGCGCUGAUGCAUGAGUCUUGAGUUUCAGCCACUGAGCAGAUUCAAAAGAAGCAGUUAAUUGAGGGCACUCCCAUUUCUCCAUAGGCUCUGAGCCAUACAAAACUUUUAAAAAAAGAGACCUUGUCUUGUUGCCAUUUUCUUAUAAGACAUUACAGCACACCUUUAUGCUCAUUUAGUGUCAGGAUACUGUCCAAGUUCAAAGUCCACUGGGGAGCAGUCACAGCAGGGCAGCUUCAGAGUAUUUUGUAGCCGAGCAGUUCUGAGAAAAUGAAGCACUGAACAUCAAAGUAGGUCAUCUCUGGAGGCCACUCACACAUUUCUGGCUUUAAUGUGCCUCAAAGGAGGUCUGCAAGCUCUCACAGGUUAACCCUGGUGUCCCCAGAGCAGUUGUGAUUUGGUGACCGUAGUAUCUUAGUAGACAGUACCUUAAGUCCCAGUUGCCUGCACACAUCCUUCCCCUUAGCCAUUCACAGGAUUAACAAUUUGUGAUCCUUCUGGACACCAAGUAUCCAUGAUAGUUGUCCUAUGUAUACUGACCCUGCAUCUAUAUGCCUACGACCUGUCGUGAAGGAACUUGGCUCUAGUCUAUAAAUAUUAACCAAACUCAUACUCUAACCCUUAAGUACAGUGGUUUUCAAACUUUGUUCACAGCAGAAUCUCUGUUAUAAUAAAAUAGUUAUUACUCAAAGGAGUAAUAACAGUACUAUCAUGCUGCAGUAUCUAAAACAGGUAAGAGCAGUUCCAUUUAUUUUCAAUUGAAGCAAUGAUGGGGCCCAAAGGCCCACUAGUCAGCCUCCACCUUACUCUUGUCCAGCUUCCUAAGGCGCUACCACAAAACCCUGUUUUCAAAAACAGUUAAAAAGUAUUUCUUAAAAAUUCUGGCUUUA
Molecule: messenger RNA, 2965 nt
Organism: Rhinolophus ferrumequinum (greater horseshoe bat)
Lineage: Eukaryota; Metazoa; Chordata; Mammalia; Chiroptera; Rhinolophidae
Gene: IER3IP1
Product: immediate early response 3 interacting protein 1
Exons: 3
Coding region: 88-336 (82 amino acids)
Biological process (GO): endoplasmic reticulum to Golgi vesicle-mediated transport
Cellular component (GO): Golgi membrane; COPII-coated ER to Golgi transport vesicle; endoplasmic reticulum membrane
Source: RefSeq, a predicted model, not a curated record